AUCCAAGCGGGAGAGCUGUGGGAAAGAGUGCACCCGGGAGUUUGUCCGCCUCCACCGAAGCAGCCCUUGUUCUAAACUCGGGUUGGACUCGGUCUCGGUCUGUUUGUGCGCGGAGCUCUGUGGCCAGAGAGAGAGAGAGAGAGAGAGAGAGAGAGAGAGAGAGCGAAUGAGGAAGAACUCUCAGUGCACCUUUUUGUCCUCCGAUAUGCAGAUUUGCUGAUAAAGCAUCAGUUAUCUGAUCAUCUCAUACAGGUCGUGGAAAACUGCCAGUGUAUGGGAAUCUUUAACUAUUUUUUCUUCACAUGGGUAUCUCUCCUUGAUCUCCUAUCUAACCCAAAACGAAUGUGAGCUGUAAUAGGCUACUUACUACUGACAGCUCUUGCGGCUCUCUAUUGGCAUUUUUACGUCUAGCCUAGGCUACAACAACUACUAUUGCUGACUUAUUCUGCCUGUGGAUCUUGCCGUUGCGUCUUAGAAAAGGUUUAGGAAGCAGAGGAAGUGAACCACUCCAGAAUCAUGGGACACUUUCAGAUCUUCCACAUUCUCUCCCUUGGCCUUCGGUUCGUGGCUGUUGUAGCGAUCCUGUUCCUCAAAUUCCAACAUGUGACGGCUAUGUCCUCGGACGUGGACUUGGAUCAGAUUGUGUCUCCUACUGCCAGCAGCAACGUUACUGUGUGCACUACAGCAGGCACAGCAUGCGAAAAAGGGGUGAUUCUGCCUGUCUGGGAACCUCAGAAUCCCUCAUUCGGGGACAAAGUGGCACGGGCAACAGUCUACUUCGUGGCCCUGGUGUACAUGUUUCUCGGAGUAUCCAUCAUCGCUGACCGUUUCAUGGCGUCCAUCGAGGUCAUCACAUCUCAGGAGAAAGAGAUCACUAUCAAGAGACCCAACGGAGAGACCACCACCACCACCGUGCGGAUCUGGAACGAGACCGUGUCCAACCUCACGCUCAUGGCCCUGGGUUCUAGUGCCCCUGAGAUCCUACUGUCCGUCAUUGAGGUUUGCGGACACGGUUUUGAUGCGGGAGCCUUGGGCCCCAGCACCAUCGUGGGCAGUGCCGCCUUCAACAUGUUUGUCAUCAUCGGCAUCUGUGUGUACGUGGUGCCCGACGGGGAGGUCCGGAAGGUCAAGCACCUGCGCGUCUUCUUCGUCACAGCCACCUGGAGCAUCUUCGCCUACAUCUGGCUCUACCUGAUCCUGGCUGUCAUCUCCCCUGGCAUAGUGCAGGUAUGGGAGGGCCUGCUCACCCUCUUCUUCUUCCCCAUCUGCGUGUUGUUCGCCUGGGUCGCUGACCGACGCCUGCUCUUCUACAAGUACGUCUACAAGCGCUACCGUACCGGCAAGCAGCGGGGCAUGAUCAUUGAGACCGAGGGCGACCGCCCGCUCCCGUCCAAAGUCGACAUCGAGAUGGAUGGGAAGAUGCUCAACUCUCACGCGGCGGACUUCCUGGACGGGCCUCUGGGGUUGGACCUGAACGUGAAGGACCUGGAUGAGGAGGAGACCCGGCGCGACAUGGCCAAGAUCCUCAAGGAGCUGAAGCAGAAGCACCCAGACAAGGAGGUGGAGCAGCUGAUUGAACUGGCCAACUACCAGGUAUUGAGUUCGCAGCAGAAGAGCAGGGCCUUCUACCGCUGCCAGGCCACCAGGCUCAUGACCGGCGCUGGGAACAUCCUGAAGAAGCAUGCAGCCGACCAGGCCCGCAAGGCCAUCAGCUUGCACGAGGUCCGCUCCGAUGUGGCAGAUAACGACCCCGUCUCCAAGAUCUACUUUGACCCUGGCUCCUACCAGUGCCUGGAGAACUGCGGCACAGUGGCAGUGAACGUGCUACGCCGAGGCGGCGACCUGACCAAGACUGUGUCGGUUGAUUUCCGUACGGAGGAUGGAUCAGCCAACGCGGGCUCGGACUACGAGUUUACCGAGGGGGUGGUGGUGUUCAAGCCCGGCGAGACCCAGAAAGAGAUCCGCGUGGGUAUUAUCGAUGAUGACAUCUUUGAGGAGGACGAGAACUUCCUGAUCCAUCUGAGCAACGUCAAAGUGCUGCUGGCAGAGGGGGAGGAGGUAGAGAACCCAGAGACAAAUCACGUGGAGGCGGUGGCCUGUCUCGGCCUGCCCGCUACGGCAACCGUGACCAUCUUUGAUGACGACCACGCCGGCAUCUUCACGUUCGAGGAGCCGGUGGCGCACGUGAGUGAGAGUGUGGGCACCAUGGAGGUGAAGGUGCUGCGUACAUCGGGGGCACGUGGGGUCGUCAUGGUGCCCUACAAGACUGUCGAGGGCACGGCACGCGGAUGUGGAGAGGACUUUGAAGAUACACACGGGGUCUUGGAGUUCCAGAACGAUGAAAUCUUCAAAUUUAUAAAGGUCAGAAUAAUUGACGACGAAGAGUAUGAGAAAAACAAGACCUUCUACGUGGAGAUCGGAGAGCCUCGCCUGAUGGAGACCAAUGACAGUAAAGCUACAGAGGUGGCUGUGAAGGAGGUGGAAGAGGUGGUGCAGCUAACAGGAGUGGAUGAUGAGGAGCAACGCAUCGCUGAUAUGGGUCGACCCACGCUUGGGGACCACGUCAAACUUGAAAUCAUCAUCGAGGAAUCCUAUGAGUUUAAGAACACUGUGGACAAGCUGAUUAAGAAGACUAACCUGGCCCUGCUGGUGGGGACUAACAGCUGGAGAGACCAGUUCAUCGAGGCCAUCACCGUCAGCGCCGGUGAGGAUGACGAGGAUGAAGAGUGCGGUGAGGAGAAACUGCCGUCCUGCUUCGACUACGUCAUGCACUUCCUCACCGUCUUCUGGAAGGUUCUGUUUGCGUUCGUGCCCCCGACAGACUACUGGAACGGCUGGGCCUGCUUCGUGGUGUCCAUCUGUAUGAUCGGCCUGCUCACAGCCUUCAUCGGGGACCUGGCCUCCCACUUCGGCUGCACCGUGGGCCUCAAGGACUCUGUCACCGCCGUGGUGUUCGUGGCCCUGGGGACCUCUGUGCCAGACACCUUUGCCAGUAAGGUCGCAGCCAUCCAGGACCAGUAUGCUGAUGCAUCCAUCGGCAACGUGACGGGCAGCAACGCGGUCAACGUGUUCCUGGGCAUCGGCGUUGCCUGGUCCAUCGCCGCCAUCUACCACAACUCCAAGGGCAACGACUUCAAGGUAGACCCGGGGAGCCUGGCCUUCUCCGUCACCCUCUUCACCAUCUUCGCAUUCAUCUGCGUGGGAGUGCUGAUGUACCGGCGGCGACCUUCGAUCGGCGGCGAGCUGGGGGGUCCGCGGACUCCCAAGAUACUGACCACCAUGCUGUUUGUCAGCCUGUGGCUGCUGUACAUUGUGUUCUCCUCGCUGGAGGUCUACUGCCACUUCAAGGCCUUCUAAACAGCUACAAACUUAAGAAAGCCCUAGAAGAGCUAACCGGAGACAAGAAGGAAGCAACAGCAGCAGUGAAAAAAGUUUUCCUCUUGUCAUUAAUAACCCCGACCCACCCCACCCUUUCUCCCUUUUAAGAAGUGAAAGAUCCCCCCCUAGUGCUUACAGGAUGAGACUGGUUGUUCAGGCGAGGAGCGGCCUGUCAACGUUGGGACAGAGACCUCUCUGAAGUCUGUAGAAUACCAGUGUGUGUGUGUGUGUGUGUGUGUGUGUGUGUGUGUGUGUGUGUGUGUGUGUGUG
Messenger RNA from Coregonus clupeaformis (lake whitefish), 3648 nucleotides. RefSeq names its product sodium/calcium exchanger 1-like. NCBI's taxonomy places the organism in Eukaryota, Metazoa, Chordata, Actinopteri, Salmoniformes, Salmonidae. The coding region runs from base 517 to 3357 and encodes 946 amino acids. Gene Ontology annotation, biological process: cell communication; calcium ion import across plasma membrane; sodium ion transmembrane transport. Gene Ontology annotation, cellular component: postsynapse; sarcolemma; axon. The record is from RefSeq and is a predicted model, not a curated record. The transcript has 7 exons. Gene Ontology annotation, molecular function: calcium:sodium antiporter activity.